UCAGCCGCGGCCUGUGGAAGAAGUACGGCGACAAACGCAUCAUCGACACCCCCAUCUCCGAGAUGGGCUUCACCGGCAUCGCCGUGGGAGCCGCCAUGGCUGGGCUGAGGCCAAUUUGUGAAUUCAUGACCUUCAACUUCUCCAUGCAAGCGAUCGACCAGGUGAUCAACUCUGCGGCCAAGACCUAUUACAUGUCUUCCGGCAUGGUCUCGGUGCCAGUGGUCUUCAGAGGCCCCAACGGCGCCUCGGCCGGAGUCGGCGCACAGCAUUCACAGUGCUUUGCCGCUUGGUACGGGCACUGCCCUGGACUGAAGGUGGUCAGCCCUUGGAGCUCCGAAGAUGCAAGAGGUCUCCUUAAGUCGGCCAUCCGGGACGACAAUCCAGUUGUGAUGCUGGAACAUGAACUGAUGUAUGGAGUUCCCUUUGAGAUGUCAGAGGAGACUCAAUCAAAGGACUUCUUGGUUCCUAUUGGCAAAGCCAAAAUAGAGAGGCCAGGAAUGCACAUUACGUUAGUGUCACACUCGAGGUCUGUUGGACACUGUCUGGAAGCAGCUGCUGUCCUUGCCAAAGAAGGGGUGGAGUGUGAGGUGAUAAAUCUCCGCACCAUUCGCCCAAUGGAUGUUGAAACUAUAGAAGCCAGCAUUAUGAAGACAAAUAACCUUGUAACAGUGGAAGGAGGUUGGCCGCAGUUUGGAGUAGGAGCCGAAAUAUGUGCCAGAAUCAUGGAAGGACCUGCCUUCAAUUACUUGGAUGCUCCAGCUGUGCGUGUCACAGGGGCAGAUGUUCCUAUGCCUUAUGCAAAGAUCUUGGAAGAGAACUGCAUACCUCAAGUGAAGGAUAUCAUCUUUGCAGUGAAGAAAACGCUAAAUAUCUAGACUGUUACAAACAUGUUCUUCUAAAAUGUCUUAGUUUAAAGCAUAUGGAGUGUACUACAAACUAUUGUGUUCAUAACUGCCUUGUAUAGCUUCGUGAACCUUUCUGUACAGAAAGAAAAGGUUAAAUGACACUUUAAAAAUUAUUUAUAUGGCUAAUUGUGUAAUAAGCCAGCGUUUCAGUCACCCUUCCAGCUCUAAGCAGCUCCGUGGGGAAGUAUAUAGCUGUGUUCGUUCCAGUCUCAUGCUGUAAUUUUGAAUCUGUACCCUCUCCGAGAGUUGAUAGUACCAGUGAAUGGAUUGUUCUUCUAUUGCUGUCAGAGAGUCUCAUUCUAAAUUAUCUUAAUUUAGUAUGAGAAAUAAAUGACUACCCAGCCGUGCUGUCUGUCUACUACUUACAACAGGUCAAAUGAGUGGUUUGAAAAUGAAAGAACAGCCUAAAGGCUGCUACAGGGCAGAGCUGGACUCUAAGUUUAGACUGGCUCUACAGCUGCCUUUUAUCACAACUCAGAUGUCAGUCUGCACUUGCACGGGCCUCUUUUGCACCUGCUUCUUAGAGCUGUAAGACUAGGGUGCAUAUUUCUAGAAACAGGUGUGGUGAUGGAGCCAUUACCACAGAAAGUGUGCGCGCUGGACUUGCAGUUCUGGACUUUCUGUUCACACUUUGGGGCUCUAGAGCUGCAAAGGCUCCAGUUGAGGUUGAUGAGUAGUGUCAGCAAGGAGUCCCCAA
Gavialis gangeticus (Gharial) is the source of this 1602-nucleotide messenger RNA. RefSeq names its product pyruvate dehydrogenase (lipoamide) beta (gene PDHB). The record is from RefSeq and is a predicted model, not a curated record. Lineage: Eukaryota; Metazoa; Chordata; Crocodylia; Gavialidae. The coding region runs from base 63 to 875 and encodes 270 amino acids. Gene Ontology annotation, molecular function: pyruvate dehydrogenase (acetyl-transferring) activity. The transcript has 7 exons. Gene Ontology annotation, biological process: pyruvate decarboxylation to acetyl-CoA.